Messenger RNA from Fundulus heteroclitus (mummichog), 1128 nucleotides. RefSeq names its product LYR motif-containing protein 5A. The coding region runs from base 167 to 424 and encodes 85 amino acids. Gene Ontology annotation, biological process: respiratory electron transport chain. The transcript has 3 exons. The record is from RefSeq and is a predicted model, not a curated record. Gene Ontology annotation, cellular component: mitochondrion. Lineage: Eukaryota; Metazoa; Chordata; Actinopteri; Cyprinodontiformes; Fundulidae.
ACAUGCGUACGCGUAUGUUUGUAUUUGCGACACUACGGUGCGUCACACGGCAGUGAGUAAAGCGUGAACCGAGGACAAGGUGGAAGAAGAGAAAAGGGGGACCUCUUCACAGCUGGUCCGCUUGGAAAGAUUUCCAUAAAGGUGAAAGGCCGCUGGUGUCUGUGACAUGGCAAACCCUUUAAAGGGUGAAGUUAUCAGGCUGUACAAAACUCUGCUGUAUCUCGGCCGUGAAUACCCAAAGGGAGCAGCUUAUUUCAGAGGACGCCUAAAGUGCGCCUUUAUGAAGCACAAAGAUGAGACCGACCCUGAGAAAAUCCGACAGCUGGUUGCCAGGGGAGACCACGUCAUCAAAGAGCUGGAGGCCCUUUAUUUCCUCAGGAAAUAUCGUGCCAUGAAGAAGCGCUACUAUGAGCCUGAGAAUUAAGGACUGACUUUAUUCCCCCCCCCCCCCCCCACUGAACAGGGACACAUGGAGACGAGGAGGAACAAGCUGCAAUUCAAUUACUGUUCUCAAGGACUUUUAAUAAAACAUACUGAGUAAAAUUUCAGUGUAGUCUCAGGAGACGCCAACAGUUGGUCUUCAAAGAAUCUACUUUUCACUACUUUUUUUUAAUUUAUUUUUUAUUAAAGAUGUACCUUUAAACUGAAACUGCACAGAUGUGGUUUUAGAAGGGUCCCAACCCCACAGCGCGAGGCUGCCACCCUCAGUGAUUGACACAGUGCAGUAUUGUUUGCCAUUAAAGCCUCUUCUUGACAUAUUCAUGUGGCCAACUAGCCAGUCUUUGUCCAUUAACCAGCCAUACGUCUUUUCUCCAGAGCUGUCCAGCUUGUGCGCCAGAACAGAAAAGCAUGAGAUUUGGUGCAAAUCACAUUCUCUUUAGAUCAAUAAACUCACUUAUUUGUUUUCUUUGGAAUGUCAUUUUUAAGCUUCAAAGAGCCGUGUGGUCCCCGUCAUCAGUGGAUUGGUGAACUGAAUUGACUUUUUGUAUAAUGAACCGCUUUGGGCUAAUAAUGCUGUUCUGUAUUUACGCAUAUUUAUAAGAAAAUGGUCAAGUUGUGUCAGGAGUUAGUGUACUUUACUGUAUCAAAGCACUAUUUACAUAAAAUAAAAGUCGUUUUGAAUGCUGA